AAUGCAGCUAUAGCACAGGAGUUGUUUCUCCCAUGGGGGUGACGUGAUUGCUGCCAUACUAACUGGUUCAUUUCAUAUCUCUAGCAUUGCAAGAUAGAUCACAAAGAAACACAAGAAAGCUGAGACUAACACAGGAGGGAGACAGACAGAAGGACUCCUCAUUCUCCCCAGUCAUGGAUCUCCUUGGAAGACUCCUUCUACUCAUUGCUACACUGGCUAUUACUGUCGCAGAUAUCCCCUAUUAUGUGCCCCGUAUCACAACAAAGCCAAUUCUAGGAAAACUGACAUCUUCGAGUUUUGUGCUGGAUCAGCCACAAUGCAUCUUCCAUCAGUACAAAACAAGUCAGGUCUGGUUAGUUGUUGCUCUAAACAGAGUUAUUCCACAGCUCAGUUAUAUGGAGUUGAGUAAUCCAGCCAACAUUUCGUCAUUUGAAACAAACAGAUAUUAUCACACUCUACCUGUAAUUGGAGGUGACUACCCAUGUGCUGAUGUAUCUGGCAAACUUAAGGCAAUGAUUUAUGUGGGCUCUGAUGUAAAUUGCAGUAACCCUUUAUUCUGCAAUGGCCCUGUGCCCUCUCUUGGAACCUACCGAGUAAGAUUUGUUGUGCUGAAUGGGACAGGAAUGGAGACAGGAACACGCUGGUCAGAAGUAAUUACCCUGCGAAAAGGAAUCGACCCAUCUACAAUUAAUACAUGGCCAACAAAGUAUAGUUUCAGCAUGAUUGUCAUUACCACUUUACUUGCAAGUCUUCUGCUUGUUUUAUUGGUCUGUCUCAUUGUUGCUCUUGCACUUGGAAGUAAGGAUGUGUGGUGGUUCAAGAAUAUAGAUCUUAAAGAGAAAAAAGAACCAGCUGUGUCGGUGAAUAAAGAUUCAUUUUACAGAACUCAUCCUAUGUACUCUGCACAUAAUCGCAAACCAUACCUUACUAUGACAAAGGAGGUUGAAGACUACACAAUAACAUAGUAGGAAAACAAAGAACAGAUUAAAACAAGACCCUAAAGUUUCUACAUUUUACCCAGAAUUGAAAAUAUAUUGUUUUUUGUUUUUCGUGUUUUCGUUAUGAUUAUCCUCACACGUCAAUGCAAAUUACCUGGUGUAUCACUGUAAUGAAGAAAAUGUAAACUCUAAAUUAUUUUACUGAUGUAAACACACAAUAUUUAAACGUGUUAACUGCUUGUUAAGUGUAUUAUAAUAUAUUUAAUAAGACAUAAUUCUAAUUGCAUCAUGCAUUAAAACCCCCAAAUUGUUAAUUUGAAGAUCUGCAUACAGCCACUCAGUGGAAUAACUACAGUGGGGAAUGGGGCCAACUGCACCAUGGCCUACCUGUCUCCCAUGGUGCUCAGCAGCAACAAUGGCAUGCCAUAUGCUUGGCAGGUGGUGUGCUGUAGAAUGGGGCUCAUGGUGUUUAGUUCUGCCUCUGCAACCACUUACUAUCAUGUUAUAAAAAAAAUUGAAACCAAAGCACUAUUCCAAGUACCAUCCAACCGAAUUGACACUUGAAUGUCACAAAUGGCUGACUUGGAGCUGACACUGGCGUAAAUUCGCUAGUGUUACUUCGCACUCUUACGCCUGGCGAAUUUGCGCAAUGGACGUAACUACGCAA
Xenopus laevis (African clawed frog) is the source of this 1605-nucleotide messenger RNA. Its product is annotated as uroplakin-3b. Bases 174 to 965 code for a protein of 263 amino acids. The transcript is spliced from 6 exons. The record is from RefSeq and is a predicted model, not a curated record. NCBI's taxonomy places the organism in Eukaryota, Metazoa, Chordata, Amphibia, Anura, Pipidae.